Messenger RNA from Emiliania huxleyi CCMP1516, 755 nucleotides. RefSeq lists its product as hypothetical. Lineage: Eukaryota; Haptophyta; Isochrysidales; Noelaerhabdaceae. The record is from RefSeq and is a predicted model, not a curated record. Bases 5 to 541 code for a protein of 178 amino acids. The transcript is spliced from 2 exons.
CGAAAUGCUCGCCACUUUGCUGCCGCUCUUGCUCGCGCUCAAAGUCGAGCCGAUCGGCAGCAGGGCCGGUCCGGUCGCGACAUCGCACUCGCGGCGCGACGCAGUCGCUGUCUCGCUCCUCGGCUCCAUCGCGCUCGUGCAGCCCGUCUUUGCGGUCUCAAACCCGUGGGAUAAGGGUCCUGUCGAAGGCCUGAAGGCGGAGAGCACCUGCAAGCCCAAAGGGACCUGCGCUUGCAACUGUAUGCCCGACGGCUUUGGCGGCUACAAGGAGCGCGAGAGCGCUGUCAAGCCGGUCGCCGCUCAGAUCGUCGAGGCCAUCAUCGACGACGACUCGCCAGCGCCCGCCGUGGCUGCCGCGACAAAGGUUGCGCCAGCCAAGGCUGCGCCCGCGGCCCGCGCUUCGAGCUCCGCGGCCGCGCUCAGCUUUGAUGAGCUCGUCGCCAACAGCGUGAAGACGAAGGAGGAGGUCUACGGCCGCAAGCUCACGGACGCAGAAGUCGCCGAUCUCAAGGCCAAGGUCACCAAGCUGAUGGCAAUGUGAGCGAGAGCGCUCUUACACAGCAUGCAGUGAGGCGGCGGGCAGCGCGAUCACGCUAGUGUCCGGCAAGUGCGCACGGUCGAGUGGACGGUGCGUUUUGGCCGUUUCUGCAUUGGUCACGCCGCCGGAGCGCGAGCCGACGGUGGAGCCACCGUGUAGCCGAACCGCUUGUCCCAAACGUAGUAAUUGUCGGUAUAUAGAAACACAAACGGUCAAC